Ailuropoda melanoleuca (giant panda) is the source of this 2397-nucleotide messenger RNA. RefSeq names its product transmembrane protein 19 (gene FAABTP). Bases 570 to 1580 code for a protein of 336 amino acids. Gene Ontology annotation, cellular component: membrane. Lineage: Eukaryota; Metazoa; Chordata; Mammalia; Carnivora; Ursidae. The transcript is spliced from 6 exons. The record is from RefSeq and is a predicted model, not a curated record.
UGCGCGCAGGAAGCGGAGACGCGACGGGGGCGACUGAACUCCAGGGGCCUUGGCCCUGGUGGGCUAGACCUGAGCUCUGGGGCGGCGGCAGCUGUUGUCGCGAAGUGACCGGGUCCCACCACGCAGGGCUCACCCUCGGAACUCAGCCGGGUUCUCGCAGCGCACCCUGUCUCUUUGCGGCCGAGCGUCCCCCCACCCCCGCGUCGGAGCGUGGGCGUGUGGUGGAGGCGGAGCCCGCGGUCCCAGUACCGGCGAUUGGCUGAUUCCGCUUUCCUUUCGCCUUCCUGGCUGCGGGGCUCAGGUGUGAAGAGACCGCCGGUGUAGGACCCGGCGCCCGGAGGAAAUGAGCUUUGCUUUUCCAGUGAGGUCUUAACCUCGUUCACCCGAGUUUGAGCAUCCAUCAGCCGCAGUUUCCAGAAAUAGUUGAGGUUUAUAUUAUUUUUUGCGGUCGGUGGAAGAUGUUGGCAUUUAUGUUCGCCUCUCCGCGAGUAUUUUGCUGGGGACUUAAACGACUGAUUUUUCCUUAGAAACACUAUUCUUUCCCUCAGGGGCUUAUAUCCUUAUUUUCCAUGACAGAUCUUGACGACAAUAUUUGCAAAAAAUAUAUAAAGAUGAUAACUAAUAUAGUUAUAUUGAGCCUGAUCAUUUCCAUUUCUUUAGCUUUCUGGAUUAUGUCUAUGACUGCAAGCACCUAUUAUGGUAAUUUACAGCCUAUUUCUCCUUGGCGUUGGCUGUUUUCUGUUGUUGUUCCUGUUUUGAUCGUCUCUAAUGGCUUUAAAAAGAAAAGUCUAGACCACAGUGGGGCUUUAGGAGGGCUUGUGGUUGGAUUUAUCCUAACCAUUGCAAAUUUCAGCUUUUUUACUUCUUUGCUGAUGUUUUUCCUUUCUUCUUCAAAACUCACUAAAUGGAAGGGAGAAAUAAAGAAGCGUCUAGAUUCAGAAUACAAAGAAGGUGGGCAGAGGAAUUGGAUUCAGGUGUUCUGUAAUGGAGCCGUGCCCACAGAGCUGGCCCUGCUCUACAUGAUAGAAAAUGGCCCUGGGGAAAUUCCAAUAGAUUUUUCCAAGCAGUACACUGCUUCCUGGAUGUGUUUGUCUCUCUUGGCUGCCCUGGCCUGCUCUGCUGGAGAUACGUGGGCUUCAGAAGUUGGUCCCGUUCUGAGUAAAAGCCCUCCAAGGCUAAUAACAACCUGGGAAAAAGUUCCAGUUGGGACCAAUGGAGGGGUCACAAUGGUGGGCCUUGCCUCCAGUCUACUUGGUGGUACCUUUGUGGGCAUCACGUACUUCCUCACGCAGUUGGUUUUUGUUAAUGAUUUAGACAUUUCUGCUCCCCAGUGGCCAAUUAUUGCAUUUGGGGGUCUGGCUGGAUUACUAGGAUCAGUUAUAGAUUCAUAUUUAGGAGCUACAAUGCAAUUUACUGGUUUAGAUGAAAGCACUGGCAUGGUGGUCAACAGCCCAGCGAAUGAGGUGAAGUACAUAGCAGGGAAACCGAUUCUUGAUAACAAUGCAGUGAAUCUGUUUUCUUCUGUCCUCAUUGCCCUCUUACUCCCAACUGCUGCUUGGGGUUUUUGGCCCAGGGAGUGAACUUCUCUUCAUUUACAAAGGUUGAAACUGUGGUAAAUUCAGCUAAAUUUGCAAUUCCAGGUUUCAUCCUAAGAAGAAUAAUUAUAAUGGCAAAGAGGAAGCACCAGCUCUUCCCAUAUUCAUUGUGAUGAAAUUCCACAUUUUCCCUCAUUAACUCCCUUGUAACAGCUAACCUCUUUGUAGUGAAAGAUAAGUGUACAUAGAACUUAAUUCAUAUUUUUCUUCUGCUGAAUACUUUCUUGAGCAUUGAAGCUAUAAUAUCCCUAAAUAUUGGACUAAAAGUGUAAUGCCACUUGUGCUAGUUACCCAAAUUUUAGUUUUGGGUGGUUUAACUGAUGUGUGUGGAAGCCUGAAUAAGUGUAGUCCUCACUUCUUCCAUUACUUGCCAUUUCCAAUUGUGACAAGUGUGGAGGAUGGUUCUUAGUGAGCUACUCCACGUGUGUUCUUCCUUCCUCAGGGUUAGUAAUGAAAAAAAAGUAAAUGUCUUUUUCAUAUGACCAUUAAAAUGCAUGAAAAAAUUAUUUUUAAGUAAAAGCAAAAGAGAUUUAUCUUCUGUUGAAAAAAAUGUGCACCUUAUAUUUCAGUUGAUUUUUGAGCAGAAAUUAUCUUGAAUUUAAUAUUUUUAAUGUAUUUUCUAGCUUUCUUUGAAAAUUGUAUAGGAAUCUCUUUUACUUUGGCACCCUGAACAGUUAGUCACUGGAAAACUAUUGUAAUAAUUUUUUGAUUUGCUACCUAGAAUUCAUUGGAAGAUGCUAUGAUUUCCUAUUCUGUGCUUAAAUUAUACUCUCCUGUACAAUAUAGACUCAACUAAAAUGAA